AUGCUAGGAGAAAGAAUAUCUGGAACGGUGAAGGUGAAGAAACAAGUAAUUCAAGUGCCUCUUGUAACCUUGCGAAUCGAUUACGAACCAACAUUCACAACAUCCGAAAGAUCAACUGAUCAAUGGACCUCUGCUCCAUCCUACGAUAUCCGCAAAUCUAGAUAA
Sclerotinia sclerotiorum 1980 UF-70 is the source of this 165-nucleotide messenger RNA. RefSeq lists its product with no specific name. The transcript has 2 exons. The record is from RefSeq and is a predicted model, not a curated record. Bases 1 to 165 code for a protein of 54 amino acids. NCBI's taxonomy places the organism in Eukaryota, Fungi, Ascomycota, Leotiomycetes, Helotiales, Sclerotiniaceae.